Messenger RNA from Epinephelus lanceolatus (giant grouper), 2988 nucleotides. RefSeq names its product activating transcription factor 3 (gene atf3). Gene Ontology annotation, cellular component: nucleus. Gene Ontology annotation, biological process: regulation of transcription by RNA polymerase II. Gene Ontology annotation, molecular function: DNA-binding transcription factor activity, RNA polymerase II-specific; RNA polymerase II cis-regulatory region sequence-specific DNA binding. The record is from RefSeq and is a predicted model, not a curated record. Lineage: Eukaryota; Metazoa; Chordata; Actinopteri; Perciformes; Serranidae.
AGCAGCGACAGAGAGCGAAACAGAAGGAGUGAAGCUAACUAUACGAGAUUAUAUUCUCCGGUUCAUCUGACCCCAGUCACUCACAGCUUUUACAGAAUGAUGCUGCAGCACUCGGGUCCCUCGCUGGCCGAUAUCAGCUGCUCCGCCCUGGUGCCCUGCCUCUCCCCGCCGGGCACACUCACCCUGGACGACUUCACCAAUUUCACACCCAUCGUGAAAGAGGAGCUGCGUCUGGCCAUCCAGACCAAGCGGCUCUCAAACGGGCUCAGCGUUGACAUGAGCUCCGAUGGCGCCAGCUCCAGCUCGGACCGAGCCUCAGAGCACCAGGCAAGUGGAUCUGGAGUCAAGAGAGAGUUAACACCUCAGGAGCACGAGAGGAGGAAGAGGAGGAGAGAGAGGAACAAAAUUGCUGCUGCCAAGUGCCGCAACAAAAAGAAGGAGAAGACAGAGUCUCUGCAGCAGGAGUCAGAGAAACUAGAGAGUGUCAACGCUGACCUGAAGGCUCAGAUCGAGGAGCUGAAACAGCAGAAGCAGCAGCUGGUCUACAUGCUCAACCUGCACCGGCCGACUUGCAUCGUCCGAGCCCAGAACGGCCAAACCCCUGAGGAUGAGAGGAACCUCUUCAUCCAACACAUCAAGGAGAGCACCUUACAACUCCACAACCUCACCUCCUCCACCUCAGCCACCUCCACUUCCUUGUCCACAUCCAUCUCCACAAUAGCACCUCUAGAAGGCGGACUUUUGACCCUUGAUCACAUUCACUGUCCCAGUCACCUCUGAGCGACCAUGUGUUUAUGCCACUUUUCUAAGACUUGCAAUGCUUCCAUCCUGCUGCCAUCGAUGUAGCACAGACUGUUCGAGAGGCAGGUGGAGCUGCCACAUAGACUUACGACCUGAGAAUGACAGUGACAUAUAAUAAACACCAUUCGGAUGUCUCAUGCACCGUCUAUAAAGCUGCUAUAGAGAGAGAGAGAGUGGCAUAAAGUGACCUCAGCACCUCCCACUCCCUGAAACCGUAGCUGCUGAUUGGACAGGAAGUGACACACAAUGGACAGCACCUUGCCAUGCAUUAUGUAUUUCACUUUAUUUUUUAAACAUUACAACCAGUCAGGGCCAAGGACAGAUGCCAAAGCACUAAAAAACAAAACAAAAACUUUUUUUUUUUUUAAAUUUACUGGUAUUGCGAAUAGGUGAAAGUCUCAUUUAGUGUCCGAUUUUUGUACCAAAGUGUGUAUUCAGGGUAAUUGAGGCACAUAUUUUAACUGUUUGCCCACAGAGAAAGAAGACGCAGAUCAACUGUGUGAGUGUGUUUGAGCUGCAAGCCACAGGCUUUGAAAAAGACAUUAUUUGUGCUUAUUGUAUGAAAAAUGGUAUAUUUAUUUAGUAACUACUGUAUUACAUGCCAUUGUCGUUUCAACCCUGUCUGCUUAUCCUUUACAUAACAUGAACUACUAAAUUUGCUGCUACUACUAACCACUCAGGACCUAUGUUGGCUGUAGAAGGGUUUUUUUUGGCUUAAUUUUAAAAAAAAGUCAGGUUGUUUGCUAUCAGGGUAGCAGUAGCAGUUACAAAAGGGAAAUGUAUUUUGCAGGCAGGGUUAUAAUUCUGCACUUAAUGGAAACGUGUAGUAAAAAAUUACAUUAUCAUCAUAUAUGCAGACGAUACUUUACUUUUCUCAACAGUUUGAAUUACGCUGACGAGCAAAAUUGUCCCCAAAAAUGAUAAUACUGUAUAAUUUCACAAGUACACUUUAUUUAUCACUGCGUUCCCUCUUAAAGUAAACAAAUCUAGUGUUGCUUUUUACAUCUUCUGUGACGAUAAAGCUUCGCAAGUACGAUUGUUAUUUUUCAGUCAUGUUUUCUACCUGAAAUCUUGUAUAUUGUAUCGACUGCGUAUUAACUCUGUGCUACUGUAUGUCAACACCGGAUGCCUCCUUUGGUCUUGACAGUGCAAAACAAAACAAAAAAGAUUGUUAUUUUCUAAAAAUGUAUUUUUUAUUAAUAAGAUUUGGUUUGGAAGUUGUGUUCACUAGAUAUCAUUAGCUAGGUAUCAGAAGUGUUGCAUCAGCUUUCGGCUGGUCCUUUAACGCGCCUGACUCUGAAGUUAUGCAAGAUGAUGUGAUAUUAUACUGUGUGUUAUGAACUUGAUCAGUAUCCAGGCUUCAACUCACUGCCAAAUAUUUCCCUCUCUGUGGCCCAUUGGCUUUAGAGUGAAAUUAUCCCUCAAGAGAAAUGUGGUUUAUUGCACAAACAGAAACUGAGGGAGUGUAAUGAAUGAGAGUUAAGGGGCUAUUUUCUUGUCAAUUACUAAUCAUAGCAUCAAUCUGCAGUGCCCAUCAAUAGCCAAACAUCUGCGAGCAAGACACUGAAAACCUCUUCUCCCUCAGUCAUUGGAGUUCACCUUACAGCUAACACGUCAAAAGGCAACUCUGCUUAUCAGUAUUUGAAUACUUCUCAGUAAGUAAACAUUUAACAUCAUUGUAGCAAAAAAAGAGUUUAAGAUCACUUUAAAAGUUUUGUCGCUACUGGGAUAUAUUUUCAGUUCAUAACAGAAGAGUAAUAAUCUAUGUAUGAACAGCACAUUACUGUCAUGGUGAGGACUGAAGUUUUACAUUUAUGUUUGCAUGGUAGAAAGUUUAUAUUGUUAGUAUUGUGUGUGUUAACUUAAGAGUCACACAGUUAAAGGGACGCAGGCGUUCAUAGUGUGUAUGUUGUUUUUGUGGUUGUUCAUUGUCCUGUCGCUAGUCAUGGCUAGAUAGCUAAUAAGCACUGAGUUCCAUGUGUAUGUAUUCUAUUGUGCCUACUUCUACUGGAGGCCCUGUUUUUCUCUGUAGCUGCUCGACUGUCGGAGCAUUAUAGCCUAAAAGAAUAAACUGUAGGCUGUCAGGUACAACUGCACUGCUACUACCAAUGUGUACUUCCAUCUUUGUGAUCUGUCAACUUUUGUUUUUGAUACUUUGUUAAUUAAAAAUAAGUAUUGCAAAUGUAA